AUGAAGGUAGGAAACGGGCCUGCCGCCAUCGGUUGGACUCGUCCGAACAACGUCAUCGCGUACCAGUGCGGUGGAACGUUAAUUACCCUCAACUACGUAAUGACGGCAGCCCAUUGCACUUCCGAUUCCACAAAUGCCGCUCCUGAUACCGUAAGACUUGGCGAUAUCGACCUGGUGGGAAUGGCCAACGAUCGUAAUGCUCAGCAGAUCAAGAUAAGAAACAUCGCUAGGCACCCGGAUUUCAUGAUUACGAUGGCGUACAACGACAUAGCGCUAUUGCAGUUGGCUCAAAGUGCUCAACCUACGCAGUUUGUUUGUACUGCCUGCCUGUGGCCAACGGCUAAUACGUUCUCUCAAUUGACCUUACUAGGGUUCGGUUCGACUGUCCCAAUCGGACCCAUUAGUCCGAUCCUGCUAAAAGGUACAAUUCCAACGGUCGACUCAACGACCUGUGCGAAUGCUUUGCUUCCUGCUCGAAAACUACCGCAAGGUAUUCUCAACACCCAGAUCUGUGCCGGAGGUUCAACGAUCGAUGGGUGUCCCGGUGAUUCAGGAGGUCCAUUCCUGACACAAUCUGCCGACAACGAUAAGUUGAUACCGUUCGUAGUUGGGAUUGCUUCGGUCGGAACCAGUUGCGGAUCGAGAUCUAUAGGCGUCUACACCAGGAUAGCAUCUUUCGUAGGUUGGAUUCAAUCCGUAACGGGGGCAGAUUUCAAUCAGCUUAGAUGUGCUCGAAAUCCCACCUGUCGGGCAUUCUUUCCGGACUUUCAAAGCCCAGCGCGGGUUCAAUCGACCUCGCCGGUCUGCCGAGCUGCGCUCGUGAACAACUUCCAAUACACUGGUUGCGGUGCGACCCUCAUCGAUUACCGACAUCUUUUGACCGCUGCUCAGUGCGUUUGGGGUCCAAAGAAACCCAAUCGAGUCUAUCUUCACGGACAUGUUCUCAAUAUUGAGAAAAUUUUUGUUCAUCCUAGAUUCUCAAAACGGACUCUAGAUCAUGAUUUGGCCCUCAUUCAGGUGGAUAAAUUUUUAAACCUUAACCCAUACGAUGGUCGUCGUAUUCGACCUGCUUGUUUAUGGACGAAUUCGUCCCUAGAUAGCGAAGACGUAUUCGUAGCUGCCGUUGACCCGAGCGAUGAAUCGUACCAAACGAUGAUAAUCUACAGCAAUCUUACCGAUGGUGGUAGCUCCUGUAAAGCGAAUCAAAUCUGUUCCCACAAUGAAGUCCACAUUGUUCCUGGGACUUGUAGGUACGAGGUUGGUGGACACACCUCGAAUUACGCCUUCGUUCCGACGCAGGACUUCGUUCCCUACAUUUACGGCGUCAAUUCGGUAGGCUCGGAUUGUGGAGGAGAUACUGGAAAUUUCCUCGCUACAAAAGUGGCUAACGAUUUCGAUUGGAUUGAAUCGGUGGUGUUGGGUAAGCUGAGCAGCUCUAGACCUGGUGUGAGAAACGAAGGUUUACAAAUGCUGAAAAACUGUCUACCGGAAGCAGGAUGUGUUACGAGGGUCAAUCGACCUAGGUUAAUGAUAUCCAAGUGCUGGUUCAAUCAGUCGAGUUCGGUUACCGAAGUGAGAACUAAAAGUCCUUCCAGAGAUACGAAUGUGUUGCGAAUAGUUAACAGGAAAUGUCCAGGAGGAAAUAGGAGGCAGAAAGUGUCCCGCUUACCGAAACAGAGUUGUUAUGGUCGAUGA
This is a messenger RNA of Uranotaenia lowii, 1695 nucleotides long. Its product is annotated as transmembrane protease serine 9-like. Lineage: Eukaryota; Metazoa; Arthropoda; Insecta; Diptera; Culicidae. Gene Ontology annotation, molecular function: serine-type endopeptidase activity. The transcript has 3 exons. The record is from RefSeq and is a predicted model, not a curated record. Gene Ontology annotation, biological process: proteolysis. Bases 1 to 1695 code for a protein of 564 amino acids.